UUUACUUUUUACCAAAAGGGAGAAUGUCCUUUCACUCAUAACUAAAGAAACACCUGACCCUUUUAGAAAAUGAUUAUAAAAGAGAGUUGGAUUUUUAGUUGGAUAUGCACAAGGAAAAGCAAAAAUAUAGCAGCUAUUACACAGAAAAAAAAAUAGGAAAUGGCAGGACCUGCUGGUUCUUCGUGCGGGGCAUGCAAGUUCUUGAGAAGAAGGUGCUCCAACGAAUGCAUUUUCGCGCCUUACUUCUGUUAUGAGCAGGCAACUAACCAUUUUGCAGCAGUUCACAAGGUGUUCGGAGCAAGCAACGUCUCCAAGCUGCUUCUGCACCUCCCGCUGCACUGCCGGAGUGAAGCUGCUGUAACCAUGUCAUAUGAAGCCUUGGCUAGGAUGCAGGAUCCAAUUUAUGGCUGUGUCGGUCAUAUUUUUGCACUCGAGCAGCAGGUAGCCAGCCUCGUAGAGGAGAUUGAAAUCACCGCAAACCAAAUGGCCUUCUAUGCGGGUGAGGUGCCCAUGGAGAACACAAUAAAUACGUUACAAUUCUCCUUGGAAUGUAAUAACAUGAACGUGGGAAAUAACCAUGUGAAUCAUAGUAUCACAUCCCUAGCACAUGUUAAUGAUACAUCAGCAAAUGAAGCUUUCAUUACCCAGAUGAAUGCAGAACUUCCAGAGAUAAAUGGAUUUGACAACUUAUUUUCCAGUACCUUCUUUGAUUUCGAUAUCUCAGAUAGAGUUUUUGAUGGACUAGACCUGAUCUGCACUACCAAUCCGUAGUGACUGGCAAAAAAAUUUAAGCGAAUAAAGUCAAGUUUUUCUUCGCCGGGAGAGUAGAGAAACAGGAAGUUCAGGGAUUUUGUUUUGACAACAAAAUGAGAAUCCUGCACUCAGGCCUUGUUAUGUUUUAUGUUGUAUAUAUAAUGAUGUUCUUGUAAGUUACUUUCUUCAUUAUGUG
Nicotiana tabacum (common tobacco) is the source of this 949-nucleotide messenger RNA. The record is from RefSeq and is a predicted model, not a curated record. Lineage: Eukaryota; Viridiplantae; Streptophyta; Magnoliopsida; Solanales; Solanaceae.